CCAUUGUGUCUCUCUUUGUUUCACUAAUUUUGUUGAUCUUUUUGUUACUAUUCUUUUUAUCUUUGACAAUUUUGUUUGAAGUUUUGGAUAAAAUAACACUCUUUUUAUCUUUUGUGUGGUUGGUGAUUAAUUUUCUUGAAAAUCUUUUCUUUUGCUGUUGUAAUGUGCAUAUAUGUGUGUAUAUUAAUGAAUUGAGAAUUGAUUGUCCAUUUUAUCAGUGUCUAUAUUGUUUGAAGAAAAUUAAAACAACACAAAAGCUUUCAAAUUUGUAACAGCCUCAAAUCAUAGAUCUCUCUCUCUCUCAAAUCCAAAUAGCCAACUAAUUCUUUACUUCCAAUAAUUCAUUUUUAUGAAUCUGGUUUUCUUCUUUCAGCUCUUUAUAUCACAUAUGGAAACGGAAGAAAACUUUGAGGAGAUGCUUGAUGAUCUCAAGGCCAUUCUACCCGAGAUCUACUCGACUUCCUGUCGACCCCAAGAUCAUCAAAACCAUGCAAGCAACAUUGUUAAUAGCUGGGAAUAUUUUUCAGAUACAACACAUCACACUGCAGACCCUUUAACUUCAUCUUCAUCUUCAUUAGCUACGGCUACCCCCAAAAUAAUUUCUUUCGAGAGCACCAAUAUCCUCUCAACAGAAGAUUGUGACGAUAAUUAUGAAGAUGGAACAUUAAGCCAAAAGAGGGCUGCCAGCCGGACUGUGUGGCAAGCUCGCGAUCAUCGUUUGGCUGAGAAAAAACGCCGUCAGAAUCUCGGCCAACUUUUCAUUAAUCUUUCCAAAGUUGUGCCGGGCCUCAGGAAGCUGGAUAAGGCAUCUCUACUCGAAGAUGCCAUCGAUUACCUGAAAGCCCUUCAAGAUCGAGUGAGCGCCCUCGAGGAAGGAAUUACGAGCAAGAGAAGCUCCACUGGAGAAUAUGAUUAUAUUUCUUCAAAUAGUGGCAACUGCAAACAGAGCACGAUUAGUGAAUCGGGCCCUGCAGAAAUCAAAGCCCGAAUAUUGGGCAAACAUGUCCUCAUAAAAGUUCACUGCAAGAAGCAAAAUGGAUUGAUGUCUAGAGUCCCAAGUCAGAUGGAGAAGCUUUAUCUAAAUAUGAUGCAGAGUGAGUUCCGAGGCACGGUGAAGGACAUUGUUGACCACUCGCACACCAUUUUCUUCAAACAACCGCAAGAUCAAGACAACAACAGACCAGACUAAUUACGGCACUAAUUACCUUGGUUUAAUUCUUAAAAACUUGUAGUACUAAUUAUUAAACCCACGUUUUCAAUGCCAAAGGAUUAAGACCUUGUGAUUAUCCCUCAAGUUAUGUAUGAUUUGAAUUUGAAUAUUUGAUUUGAUCACAGUUUUCUCUAUUUACUGCUUUGUGUAUAUAAUAUAUCCUAGUUAAUUCCUAUUAUAUGUUUAAUUAGCUUAUUUUAGGCACGUAUUUUAUAUGUAACUAAUUUACUUCGAGUGGUUUAAUGAGCUUUGACUUGUCCUUUG
Striga asiatica is the source of this 1474-nucleotide messenger RNA. The record is from the annotation of a GenBank genome assembly. NCBI's taxonomy places the organism in Eukaryota, Viridiplantae, Streptophyta, Magnoliopsida, Lamiales, Orobanchaceae.